AAAAAAUAUUAUAAAACAGCUGUUUGACAAGAAAAUUUUUCAAGUUUCACCUAUUUAUUUCUUUUUUCUAUUUCGAUUAAAAAAAUAGUUAUGGCUUUAAGAAAUAUUGUAAAAGAAUACAGGCUUUUAAUUAAUAAUGGUCAAAGGGCUUUAUCUUCAAAAGUUGUCUCUGAAGAUAGAUCAGAUCUAACAAAACGUACUCAUACCGGACAGGUUUUUGAAAAGGAUGAUUAUAGAAAUGUUCGUUUCACAAAUGCUGCACGUUAUGUUAAUGAAAAUUGGGGUAUAAAAUUAAUUGACGAAAUUCCACCAAAGGAGGUUACAGAACGUGUAGUUUGGUGUGAUGGUGGAGAUGAACAUCUUGGACAUCCUAAAGUUUAUAUUAAUUUGGAUAAACCUGGAGCACAUACUUGCGGUUAUUGCGGUCUUAGAUUUAUAAAAAAGGACACUCAUCACUAAAUAAAAUUUAUUUUGUAGUUUAAAUUUGUUGAAAUUCAAAUAAAUGCUAAAGAUCAUUUAAA
Molecule: messenger RNA, 521 nt
Organism: Condylostylus longicornis
Lineage: Eukaryota; Metazoa; Arthropoda; Insecta; Diptera; Dolichopodidae
Gene: ND-13A
Product: NADH dehydrogenase [ubiquinone] iron-sulfur protein 6, mitochondrial
Exons: 3
Coding region: 91-459 (122 amino acids)
Biological process (GO): mitochondrial electron transport, NADH to ubiquinone
Source: RefSeq, a predicted model, not a curated record